ACACCGUUUGUUUUUCAAAUCAUUCGUGAAUUUUGAAGAAAAGUGGGCUCUUGUUGGUUCUGGGCUCCAACGGUUCACCGAAGUCCAUUCCCACAUGGCCACCAAAUCAACGCUCCAAGACCCCUCAUCUGAGCCCCAGGCGCCGCCGCCGCCGCCUCCAGCACCGCCACCGGCUUUAUCUCCGGCGGUGAAGUCUGAAACUCCCGUCGCCGAUUCCACAAACACGUCAAAGCCAACCCCGCCUGCUGCAACCUCCAAUCCCCUACCUCCGGAACCAACUCCCACCCCCGAUGCGGUUGUUGCUCACGUCCCCAGCUAUGCUAGAUGGUUUUCGUGGGAUACUAUACACCAAUGCGAGGUUAGGUUUCUCCCGGAGUUUUUCGAUUCGAGGUUGUCGUCGUCGAAGAACCCUGGGAUCUACAAGUACUACAGGAACUCCAUUGUUAAGCACUACAGAGUUGAUCCUUCGAGAAAGAUCACCUUCACCGAAGUCCGGAGGAUUCUCAUUGGAGACGUUGGCUCUGUUCGUAGGGUUUUUGACUUCCUAGAGGCUUGGGGGUUGAUCAAUUACUCGCCUUCUGCGCUUAAUAAGCCUCUCAAAUGGGAGGACAAGGACACCAAAACCAGCUCCGCUGCUGCCUCCCACGGCGGCGCUUCCAAGGAUGAGAGCUCCAAGAGGGUUUGUAACCAUUGCAAGUCUGUUUGCAGCAUUGCCUGCUUUGUCUGUGAUAAGAAUGACACGACUCUCUGUGCUCGAUGCUAUGUCCGGGGAAACUAUCAGCUUGGUGGUGUAAGUUCUUCUGAUUUCAGACGUGUUGAGAUCAAUGACAAUUCAAGGGCUGACUGGAUGGAGAAAGAUACCCUGCAUCUCUUGGAAGCAGUCAUGCAUUAUGGAGAUGAUUGGAGGAAGGUAGCUCGGCAUGUUGGUAGAGGAGAGAAAGAAUGCGUUUCCCAUUUUCUCAAGCUUCCUUUUGGGGAGGAGUUUAUUGGUUUUGCAGAUUCUGAGGGUGUCGAUGAUGACAAGGAUAAUCCAAUCAAGGAUCAUGGCGAUGACGAAUCAUGCACCUCUUCAAUGGCUAAAAGGAUGCGUCUUACACCUCUUGCCGAUGCUAGCAAUCCAAUUAUGGCUCAGGCAGCCUUUCUGUCAGCUUUGGCCGGUGUGGAGGUUGCUAAAGCCUCUGCUCAAGCUGCUGUAACAGCUCUCACUGAUGGUGAUUAUCGAUCAGUUAAUGAUUUGCGAUCUCAUGCGAAAAAUCUCAUACUUCAAGAAGCCAUUGUCACAUCCAACGACAACACUGCCAACGCAAUCGGAGCUGAGAGAGCUUUGGCAGAUGCAAAAUCACAGCUUGAGGAGGAAGAGGAGGAUGUUGAAAGAUCAAUAUCUGAAAUAUUAGAAGUGCAGAUGAAAGAGAUCAAAGAUAAGAUCGAUCGAUUUGAGGCCCUGGAUCUGCAGAUGGAGAAAGAGUGGCAACAGUUGGAGCUAAUGAAGAACAUGCUGUUUGUUGAUCAACUCACGAUUUUAUUUCAUAAUAGUUCUGCUCAAAAUACUGGAGAGGGUAUGGAACAGAGUAAUGUAAAAACAGAUUGAUUUUCUAAUGGUCAGAUGCCUUUACCCUAUAA
Messenger RNA from Humulus lupulus (European hop), 1620 nucleotides. RefSeq names its product SWI/SNF complex subunit SWI3B. Gene Ontology annotation, molecular function: protein binding. NCBI's taxonomy places the organism in Eukaryota, Viridiplantae, Streptophyta, Magnoliopsida, Rosales, Cannabaceae. The transcript has 6 exons. The coding region runs from base 95 to 1588 and encodes 497 amino acids. The record is from RefSeq and is a predicted model, not a curated record.